Molecule: messenger RNA, 1840 nt
Organism: Ananas comosus (pineapple)
Lineage: Eukaryota; Viridiplantae; Streptophyta; Magnoliopsida; Poales; Bromeliaceae
Exons: 3
Coding region: 122-1462 (446 amino acids)
Source: RefSeq, a predicted model, not a curated record
AAAAUUUAAUAAAAUUUAAUAAGCCCUCGAUAAAAAAGGUAAUCAUAAUAGACACCGAAACAGGAAAGAGAGAAAAAGGUGUGUAUGAACACUCCAGAAACAUCGUCAAAUCUCCGAUCUCAUGGAGGACACGCGUCUCGAUCUGGACGCUCCGCUCCUCUCCGCCCGGCGAUUCUCUACCGUCCAUGCCCCCGCCACUUCCUCCGCCUCGUCUCCCAUUUCUCCGCGCCGACCGUUGCCGAGUCGAACCGCCCUCCCGGUCUACAAACCGGACCAAAAAUCCGGCCCGGUUCGGAUCCCCGGUUCGGUCCCGUUCCUCUGGGAGCAUUCCCCCGGCCGGCCCAAGCCCAGCCCGACCGGGCCCGGUCCGACACCGGUCCAAUUCCCGCCGGUCCGGCCCCCGCCCCGAACCGCUCACAGCGUCCGCACGCGUGGACCCGUCGGUGGGUCGGAGCACGAGGAGGCGUCGCAUGCGGACGCGCACGAGGCGCUCUCCCGCACGGAUUCGUUCCUCGUCAACUGUAGCCUGAGCGGGGUCGCGGAUUAUGCGGACCAUCCGAGGGUCCUAUAUGCGGACGACGCGCCCGCAUGCGACUUCAUUAUGGGGCGGUUCUUGCCCGCGGCGCAGGCCCUGGCCGGGGGGCCGCGUCCGCAGAAUCACGCAAACGUCGAGAACGCGUCCGCAUGCGAGCGCGAGCCCACCAAACCUUCCCCCGUUCCGCGGAGAGAUCCCGUGCGGAGGGCCCCGAUUUUGUGUCCGUACAGUGCGAAUUAUGCGGACGAGGAGGAGGAGGAGGAGGAGGAGGAGGAGGAAUAUUAUGAUCAUAGUAGUAGGGAUUUUUCGACUAAUAAAGUGUGUGGAUUAAUUCCAAUAUUUUGUUUGAAUAAUUCAUUUUGUCUUCUUAAGCUUGGUGGAAGAAGCUCACGUGGAGACGAAUACGAGCAAAAACUGGAGGAGAGGAAUCAAGCAGGGAGGAGCCAGUUGAAUACUGAAUCAAAUUGGAUUCUGGAUUGGACUAGUUCACAAAUGGCUGAUUGGGCCUUCCCUUUUCCUCACUCAACAUUUCAGAAGGGUAAUCUGAACCCUGCAUUUCAGAAAACCCUCUCUGAGGAUUUAAAGGAGAGUUCUGCCGGAAAAGAUGACAAAGUCGAAGGGAAUUUGACCGCAGAAUCUCGCGGAAGUGAUGCGCUGCAGCACAACUCUUCUGGUGCUGCUGAUCCCAGGUUGCAGAUUUCUCCGAACAGCGAGAAUGCCAAACAUGAUAUCAGUGAGGAUUCUGCUGCAUUAUUGCCAUGUAAACUCCAGCUGCUGUUGCCAAAAUCACCGUCCGAUUCUUGGCUUUCUCGCGUCUUACCUUCCGUUUCGUCGAAGAAACUGCCCGCGCGGUCCUUUUUAGUUCUUCGAUCCCCGCCCAAGAAACAAGCUACGCGGGCCUUGCUCGAUCCGAAGCCGGAUUUGUAAGGCUUUCCAGAAGUGCUCUUGAGGCCUGCAUCGCGGGAUUCGGAGAUUUGAAGGUCGAAAUGUCUCUCAUUUCUUGCAAUCACAUUACUAUUUUGCGUUUUCCGAUCUCGCAGAAGUGUACAGCUAGGAAAAUCUUACUUCCUCUUCUUUCUUUCCUUUUUUUUUUUGAAAUCAAUUUCUUUCUCUUUUUAUCGUCCUCAGAACGACUCUUUAAAUCCGCAUUUCUACAAUUUACAUCUCAUAAGCUGUUAUAUAGCUUGAUGUAUAGCAAUUUAGUGACACUGAAUUCAUUUGUAAAUAUCAUAUAUAUCUUCAUAAAAGUGUACUUACAUUUGUGUUUCCUUUGCAUCUGUAACGAAAAUGUCGAAUUCAGUUUCA